CAAAGAGAGCGGUUAGGAGAGGCUCUCACCUCUGCAACAUUAACAAAUGAAACUCGUGAUGAAGAGCUCUUACACCUCACGAGCUUCAUCAUCUUCUUCUUCCCUUGAAUCCGUAUCUGAGCUUUUGAAUCCUCUUACACUCUCCUUUAAAUAUCCAACUCUUCUUCUCCAAAACCAUGCAUUUCAAAAACCACAACACUAAAACAAAAGCUCUUCUCUUGCAAUAAUGGAACCUAAAACUCUCUUUGUCAUCAUUAUCUUUCUUCUCUUUGUUUCUUCUUCUUCUUCCUUAGUAACCAUGAAGAAAAAUACUUACAUCAUUCAGCUCCACCCUAAUAGCCAAACCGCUAAAGCCUUUCCCUCAAAGUUUGAUUGGCAUCUUUCUUUUCUCCAAGAAGCUGUUCUAGGUCUUCAAGAAGAAGACGAAGACAGAGAAGAUCCUUCUUCACGGAUUCUCUACUCUUACGACUCUGCCAUUGAAGGAUUCUCUGCUCAGUUAACCGAAUCAGAAGCUGAAACCCUAAAGAACUUACCCGAAGUUGUUGCAGUAAGACCUGACCAUGUUCUCCAAGUUCAAACCACUUACUCUUACAAGUUCUUGGGACUCGACGGUCCUGGAAGCUCCAAUGUCUGGUCUAAAUCAAGAUCCGGUCAAGGCACGAUCAUCGGCGUUCUCGAUACAGGAGUCUGGCCUGAGAGUCCAAGCUUCGACGACACAGGGAUGCCUUCUAUCCCAAGCAAAUGGAGAGGAGUUUGCCAAGAAGGAGAGAGCUUCACUUCCUCCAGCUGCAACAAGAAACUAAUCGGCGCUAGGUUCUUCAUCAGAGGCCACCGCGUGGCCAACUCUCCCUUGGACUCACCGAACAUGCCUCGCGAGUACAUAUCCGCGAGAGACUCGACGGGACACGGCACCCACACCGCUUCAACAGCCGCCGGGUCCCCUGUUUCCACGGCGAGCGUUCUCGGAAACGGAGCCGGCGUGGCUCGCGGGAUGGCCCCCGGAGCCCACGUGGCGGUUUACAAAGUCUGCUGGUUCAACGGCUGUUACAGCUCAGACAUCCUCGCGGCUAUAGACGUGGCGAUUCAAGACAGAGUCGACGUUCUCUCCCUCUCCCUAGGCGGUUUCCCUAUACCUCUGUAUGAUGACACUAUCGCCAUAGGUACCUUCCGAGCCACGGAACACGGGAUCGCUGUCGUCUGCGCGGGUGGCAACAACGGUCCGCUCGCUAGCUCGGUCGCAAACACAGCUCCUUGGGUCUCCACGGUGGGAGCGGGGACGCUGGACAGAAAGUUUCCAGGCGUGGUUAGGUUAGCCAACGGGAAGCUACUCUACGGAGAGUCUUUAUAUCCAGGGAAAGGUUUAAAGAGAGCCGAGAGAGAGCUCGAGGUCGUUUACGUCACGGGAGGAGACAAAGGAAGCGAGUUUUGCCUGAGAGGUUCGCUUCCGAGAGAGAGUAUCCAAGGCAAAAUGGUGAUAUGCGACCGUGGAGUCAACGGGAGAUCGGAGAAAGGACAAGCCGUUAAAGAAGCUGGCGGCGUCGCGAUGAUCUUGGCUAAUACAGAGAUAAACCAAGAGGAAGAUUCUGUAGACGUUCAUCUGAUACCAGCGACGUUGAUUGGUUAUGAAGAGUCUGUUGUUUUGAAAGGUUACGUGAGGGACACGGUGAGACCGAAAGCUAGGUUAAUUUUCGGCGGGACGGUGAUUGGGAGGUCUAGAGCGCCUGAGGUGGCGCAGUUCUCGGCUCGUGGACCGAGUUUGGCUAACCCUUCGAUUCUUAAACCGGAUUUGAUCGCUCCUGGGGUCAACAUCAUCGCGGCUUGGCCUCAGAAUCUUGGACCGACGGGUCUUCCUUAUGACUCGAGGAGAGUUAACUUCACUGUCAUGUCGGGGACUUCGAUGUCUUGUCCGCACGUUAGCGGGAUAACCGCUCUUAUCCGGUCUAGUUACCCGAACUGGUCUCCCGCUGCUAUCAAAUCCGCGAUGAUGACGACGGCUGAUUUGUACGAUCGGAGAGGGAAAGAGAUUAGGGAUGGGGAAAAACCGGCGGGGGUGUUUGCUAUUGGAGCAGGGCAUGUGAAUCCGGUUAAGGCGAUUAACCCGGGAUUGGUUUACAACAUCCAACCGGUGGAUUACAUAGCUUAUUUAUGCACUCUCGGGUUCACGAGAUCGGAUAUUUUAGCGAUCACUCACAAGAACGUUAGCUGCGGUGUGAUACUGAGGAACAGCCCUGGUUUUAGCCUUAACUAUCCGUCUAUUUCGGUUAUUUUUAAAGGUGGGAAGACUAAGGAGAUGGUCACAAGGCGUGUGACUAACGUUGGGAGCCCUAAGUCAAUAUAUACUGUGAAUGUUAAGGCUCCUAUGGGGAUUAAUGUGAUUGUAAAGCCUAAGAGGCUUGUGUUUAGUCACGCGGAUCAAACGUUGAGCUAUAGAGUUUGGUUUGUGUUGAAGAAGGGAAACAGAGGAGAGAAAGUGGGUGCUAGCUUUGCAGAUGGACAGUUGACUUGGGUCAACUCUAGAGAUUCGAUGCAGCGAGUUCGGAGUCCAAUCUCUGUAACUUUGAAGAAUCAUUGAGAGCCAAGGAAGGAAACGUUUUCAUUCUAUUUCAAAAUUUGGUUUUAGGGGUUUUUAUGCUAUAAAAAACCUUUUAAGACGAGUGGUAAACAAUAAGAAAGCUACAUUUGAGCUGUGAGUGAAGCUGAUUUAUUGAUGUUGUUGUUGUUGUUAUUCUCGGAGUCAGCACUAGCUGUAUUUCAUUUGUUAGAUUCUUAUAAAUGAAACUAUUGG
This is a messenger RNA of Raphanus sativus (radish), 2785 nucleotides long. Its product is annotated as subtilisin-like protease SBT1.2. The coding region runs from base 227 to 2572 and encodes 781 amino acids. The record is from RefSeq and is a predicted model, not a curated record. Gene Ontology annotation, biological process: proteolysis. Gene Ontology annotation, molecular function: serine-type endopeptidase activity. The transcript has a single exon. NCBI's taxonomy places the organism in Eukaryota, Viridiplantae, Streptophyta, Magnoliopsida, Brassicales, Brassicaceae.